UUUAACGGGAGCGCGUCGGUGUCGGUGUCGGUGUCGGUGUCGGUGUCUGCGGGAUGUCGGACUCUGAGGAGGAGGCCCAGGAGCGGCAGCUGAAGCUCGUGCUGCUGGGGGACGGAGCGUCGGGGAAGACUUCUCUGGCCAUCCGCUUUGCACAAGAGGCUUUUGGGAAACAGUAUAAACAAACGAUAGGGCUGGACUUCUUCCUCAAGAGAAUCACCCUGCCAGGAAACCUGAAUGUGACGCUGCAGGUGUGGGACAUCGGAGGACAGACUAUUGGAGGAAAAAUGCUCGACAAAUACGUCUACGGAGCACAGGGCGUGCUCCUGGUGUAUGACAUCACUAAUUCUCAGAGUUUUGAGAAUCUUGAAGAUUGGCUGAACAUGGUGAGAAAAGCCAAUGAAGAGUCUGACACACAGCUGGCAAUAUCACUCAUCGGAAACAAGAGUGAGUACAAACACAUGCACGCACGCAUGCGCACACACACACACACACACUGACAG
Sinocyclocheilus grahami is the source of this 500-nucleotide messenger RNA. RefSeq names its product ras-related protein Rab-28-like. NCBI's taxonomy places the organism in Eukaryota, Metazoa, Chordata, Actinopteri, Cypriniformes, Cyprinidae. Bases 54 to 497 code for a protein of 147 amino acids. Gene Ontology annotation, molecular function: GTP binding; GTPase activity. The transcript has 4 exons. The record is from RefSeq and is a predicted model, not a curated record.